AUGAUGAGCGGGCAGGGCGACGCCGCCGCCGCCGCCGGCUCCGCGGGCGCAGAGGAGCCACUCCCACCCGGGGCGCCGCCCAACGCUGACGGUGCUUGCCGCGACGGCACGGCGCCCGGCUCCGCAGCCGCCACUGCCGCUUCGAUCAGCGGGUCGGGGGCGAUGGGGACGGAGAUCCUCGUUCGGCGGCUUCGCGGGCACUCAGAGCGCGCGGCGCACACCACGGUACCCCUUCCGAGCGAGGCCUCCCUGGCCGGUGCGAGCGGAGCGGAGUCGGAUAGCGCGCGCGCACAGCGCGAGGAGCGCAUCACCGCGUGGAGAGCGGCGGCGGCGGCGGCAUCCGCUGCGGCGGCGGCAGAGCAGGAGAUAGUACCAGAGCGGGAUCAUCUCGCCGCAGAGGCGGCGGAAGCUGCAAUUGUGGUGGCGGAGGCGGCGGGCUUGCGCUUGCACCUCUCUAGCACGAGCAGCACCGGUUACAAGGGCGUGGUCAAGCACGCCUCUAGCCGCUUCUUCCAGGCGCAGACCAGGGUAGACGGACGAAAGUUCUUCCUCGGCUCCUUUAAGUCGGCGGUGGAGGCGGCGGUGGCGUAUGCGAGGGCUGUCGGUCCCCGCCAGGGCCCCCGCUUUGGCGUCGGAGAUCGCGUGCUGUGCCGCCGGGUGGAGACGCAUCCACCGUCCGACGAGAUCCUCGACGAGGAAGCUGGCGGGGAGUGGGAUGUCGGGCGGGUGACGCAGGUCUGGCCCUCCAACUGGCUCGGCACCCGCGACGGGCGGGCCGCUCCUCCUUACCAGGUGCAGCUCGUCAGCGGCAUGUACGUGUACCCGGAGCACGACAGCGACACGUCCAUCCGCCGCGGCCCGCGAGACGGCAUCCGUGACGUGGCCGGGCCCGGCUCGUGCCCCCCUCAGCUGGCCGUCGAGCCGCCCGCCUCGUGCGACGUCGAGGUGCUCACGGCGGAGGAGACGGCGGCGCUUCUCUCGCCCGACGGGCAGGCGCUCCUGCGCGACGCGGCCGAGGCGUUCGGCGUCCCUCUCGAGGCCGGCGGAGAGCCCUACCGAUGGCUCUCCGGCUGCGUGGUGCGCCGCCGGGCGGAGGAUCCGCCGCCGGGGCAGCCGCUCUACUCGCCCGCCCGCAUCCGAGCGGUCCUCCCGCCGGCCGGCAGCGGCGACCCUGUGGCGCGGCAGUGGCGGCUGGAGCUGACCGCAUUCGUCGACGGCGAGGCGCGCGACGAGCCAGCCGCGCCGCUGCGCCUCCUCUCCAACGCCGUGGGGGAGGAGGAGGAGUGUGUGGGAGAUCUCUCGGCAUGGGGCGCUCGGGGCUGGAGAUGCGAGGCGCUGCCGGUUGUGCGCGCCCUCUCGUGCGGCGAGGGCGCGGUGCGGCUCGACCGCCUCGUCGCGACGGCGCGCUCGGGCAUCGCCGCCAUCGACAAGUGGGCCGAGCUGCUGCACGAGGCGGGCGUGUACGAGGACGAGUCCGCGUCCGGCGAGCACAAGUUUGUGGUGAUUGGCGAGUGGUCGCAGCACCGCAUCCUCUUCUCGCGCCUGCACGGCGCUCGGGCGGCGCUGCGCGACUUUUUUGACGAGAUUACGCACCCGGAGAUGGAGGAGGGGGACGCGGCGGUCUGGCAGAGCUGGCUCGUGCGGCCGUUUGCCGAGUGGCCUUCUGUGCGCCGUGGCAUCGGCACUGCGUGGGUGCGGUGGCUGUUCGGGCCCGAGCAGCGGCGCGCGGGCUUCCGGGCGCUGCUCGACUUUGUCGAUCACGAGCACGGGCUGCCGCGCGAGGAGCACACCGCCCGGGACGACGCCGGGCGCUUCAGCCUCGCGGGCGCCGCGUAUGCGGCGCUGAUUGGCGCCGUGGGCGAGCUCGAGGCGGACGGCUUGAUGGAGAAGCUGGACGACCCGGAUCGCGAGGGUUGCGCCGUCUGCCGCCGCACGGUGCGGAGCUGCGGCGAGUGGACGCAGCUGUUCCCGUGCCGUCACUGGUGCUGCACCGAGUGCGUCUACAAAUGGCGUCGCGCCGCGGAGCAGCGUGGCCAGGAGGAGGACGAGGAGGAAGCUCAGGUAGCUCACCUUGGCGCCUGUGCAGAGGGCAGCAGGGAGAGACAUGGUAGAGUGCGGCUCGAGCCGUGGCUCGAGCGGCUGCGGCGCCGGCUCGAGCGCGGCCAGGCCAACGCUCAGAGCCGCUGCUUGCCGGCGCCGUUCUUGGACUUGCCGCCGCGGCCGGAGCUGGAGGCGGCGGCAGCCGGCUCGGGCUGCCCGCUCGCGAGCUGCACCCAAUCGUCGCCCGGAGAGGGCUCGAGGGACGGGUCGGCGCGGGCAGCACGCCGCGCGUGCAGCUCGCCAGCGGUGCCAGCCGCGCCGACGCUGUGGAACGGCUUGGGCGGCACGAGCGCCGGGCAUUCGAAGAAGCGCUCUGUCUUUGGGAAGAACUUCAUCCACGAGAGCGUGACGGGGUUGAAGCCCUACGAGAUGGUGUCGAGCGAGCCGGCGCUGUGA
This is a messenger RNA of Emiliania huxleyi CCMP1516, 2496 nucleotides long. RefSeq lists its product as hypothetical. Lineage: Eukaryota; Haptophyta; Isochrysidales; Noelaerhabdaceae. The record is from RefSeq and is a predicted model, not a curated record. Gene Ontology annotation, biological process: regulation of DNA-templated transcription. The coding region runs from base 1 to 2496 and encodes 831 amino acids. The transcript has 4 exons. Gene Ontology annotation, molecular function: DNA binding; DNA-binding transcription factor activity.